UUCUAACUUCCUCGACUACAAUACCUUUUUUUUUUUUUUUUGGGCUGUAAUUAAAUUUAUCUGAUCGAUAUGGGCCGACCCAUCCAUUCAAUAUUGGCCCAUUAUAGAAACAUUACGAAAAACAUAAAAACCAAUUCAAAGAGAUUGCUAGGAAAGGUUUAGGCAAAAACCCAUUCGUGUAGUGAAGGCGGUAAACGGACCGUUGAAAUCUGGCCACUGGAGCUCAGUUAGCACAGCAGCCAUGGCGGUCACGACUUCCGAUCAGUCCCCUCGAGUCCACAAACUACCUCAGCACACCUACAUCGACGCCCUCCGGUGGCUGCCCCACGUCUCCACCUUCUCCCGCCACAUCCUCUUCGCCACCUACGACUCCGAUGCCUCCUCCCCUUCUCUCCAGACCCUCACUUUCUCCUCCUCCCAAAUCGGGCCCUCCCUCGCCCCUCAGGUCUCCAUCUCCGCACCUUCCAGAAUCACCUCCCUAAAGGUCUCUCCCUCUCCCUUCUCGCCCGCCAAACCAAUCGCCGCCGCCGCUACCUUCUCCGGCUCGGCUCUCUUCUAUUCCGCCGAUUUGAUUAACGGCUCUCUGAAUCUGGAGUUCGCCGUCCCCGAAACUGGGUUUCAUACGGGCCCCGUUUCGGGAAUUGAUUUGAGCGACAGUGGGUCGGAGUGCGUGAGCGUCGGGGAGGAUGGGAGGGUCAAUUUGGUCAAUUUGACCAAGAAGGGUUUCAGGCGGGUGUUUGAGAGUAAUGGCCUGGUUUCGUAUACCUCUGUGCGUUGGGCUUCCCCCGUGGAAUUCGUGACGGGUGCGUUCGGGUUUGGACUCCAUUGGUGGGAUCAGAGGAAGCCUGGUGGACCUGUUGCUUUGUUCAAGGAAAAUUGGACAGGAGGAGCUACUUCCGGCGUCGUGCACUCGAUCGACAUUCAUCAAUCACGAAAGCACACUUGCCUCGCGGGAGGUUCUUCGGGGACUCUGUUUGCAUGGGAUAUUCGAUCGCCAAAACAGUCUGUUGUACUCUCAGGUGUUGGCUUUCGCGAUGCGCCAAAAAAUUCUCUAGUAGAAAGCGAUGUGUGGGAGGUCCAGUAUGACAACUACACGCAUUCUUCAAAAAUAAUUAACUCCUCGUCGUCAUCCAGGAUUCUGCCAGCUAUGAUAUGUUCGGAGGAUGGAAUCCUUGGUGUGGUCGAACAUGGCGAAGAACCGGUGGAGCUUAUGGCUGAACCAUGUGCUAUAAAUAGCUUCGACAUUGACAGACAAAACCCAUCGGAUGUGAUAUGCAGUUUGGAAUGGGAAUCAGUUGCAAUUUUAACCAGGCCAUAGGCUUACAAUUUAGCUUUUGUUAAGGUUGUGUUUCAUUGAUUAUCCUCGUUGGCUCGAUAGCUUGGGCAAUUUUUGCUCGAGCUAGGAUUAUCCUUUGUCUCAUGCCUCCUCUUUCCUUUGAUCAUCCUAGAAUUCAAACAGAAAACCCAUGUCCAUGAUGUGUAAUGAAUCGACUAUCUUACAUUUGAAUUCUAUUCAUUGAGCUAUGAGAAUACGUCGAGCAUUUCUUAAA
Messenger RNA from Andrographis paniculata, 1550 nucleotides. Its product is annotated as nuclear pore complex protein NUP43. Gene Ontology annotation, molecular function: protein binding. The transcript has 5 exons. Gene Ontology annotation, cellular component: nuclear pore outer ring. The coding region runs from base 242 to 1318 and encodes 358 amino acids. Lineage: Eukaryota; Viridiplantae; Streptophyta; Magnoliopsida; Lamiales; Acanthaceae. The record is from RefSeq and is a predicted model, not a curated record.